Molecule: messenger RNA, 1679 nt
Organism: Nelumbo nucifera (sacred lotus)
Lineage: Eukaryota; Viridiplantae; Streptophyta; Magnoliopsida; Proteales; Nelumbonaceae
Product: zinc finger protein CONSTANS-LIKE 16
Biological process (GO): regulation of DNA-templated transcription
Cellular component (GO): nucleus
Molecular function (GO): zinc ion binding; protein binding
Source: RefSeq, a predicted model, not a curated record
GCGCGCUCCUGUACGUGGGCCAUCCACUGAUAAAAUUAUUGUAACCAGCUCGUCUCUAAAUAAGAGGCGACUGCGUUUUUCCUGUUAUGGUUUGGUUUGUUUUCGUCUAGUCUGGCACCUGGUUUCUGCUUCUUGCUCUUCCAUCGAUCUGAAUCUGAAUUCUGAGCCCUUUUCCUCAAUGAGCUCAGACAAGAAAGCGGCCAACGCCGUAGGUGGUAAGACGGCCAGAGCCUGCGAUAGUUGUUUGCGUAAACGUGCGCGCUGGUAUUGCGCUGCUGACGAUGCUUUCCUUUGUCAAGGAUGUGAUUCUUCAGUCCACUCAGCCAACCCUUUAGCACGACGACAUGAAAGGGUUCGACUGAAGACUGCAUCUAUCAAGCCUAUGCUUAACGAUGGUUUCUUGGUUGAGAAUUCGGCCCCUGCGUGGCACCAAGGGUUCACCCGCAAGGCCAGAACCCCUCGACAUGUAAAGCCAGCUGCACUGCAACCACCUAAGGUUGAAGAGCCAAUUCUGCUUAACCCGCUUCCUCUUGUGCCAGAGAUGGGCGGCGAAGAAUCUUCACCCGACGACAAUGAAGAACAACUUCUCUAUCGGGUUCCCAUAUUCGAUCCCUUUGUCGCAGAAUUAUGCACGCCGGCCACGUUCAACGAACCAGCGAUGACUACAAACGAUGCGACAACUGCAGAAGAUAUGGGUAGUGAAAGGAAGGCCCUCCUUCCAGACGGCCAUGAUUUUGAUAACGAUCUGACUGGAGAGACGGAUAAGCUACCUGUGUUUCUUCUUUCUGAUAUGGAUAUUGCAGAGUUUGCGGCCGACGUCGAGACCUUGCUUGGGAGAGGGCUCGACGAUGACUCGUUUGGCAUGGAGGAUUUGGGGCUGUUGGACUGUAAGGAGGAAGAAAAUAUGGAGCACUGCUUUAGGAGUGGAAGGGUGAAGGUUGAAGUAGAGGAAGUGGAAGCUGUCGUGGGCUGCCAGCAGGUGGAACCAGGGUUGGGCAUGACCAGAGAAUCGCUGGACUUGAACUUCAACUCUGAUUCACCGACUACUGCAGAGGAAGAAGAAGUAGAAGAGAAGGCGGUGAAGGAAGCAGCGAAUUCAAAUGUGGUGACCAAUAUGAACAGCGGAUAUAAAGGUGACAAGAUGUCGAGCAAGAUAUCGUUGAGGCUCAGGCUCAACUAUGAGGGGGUGAUCUGUGCUUGGGCCAGCAAAGGCUCUCCAUGGACGACCGGCGAACGGCCACAAUUCAACCCGGACGACGACUGUUGGCCCGACUGCAUGGGUACGUACCCGAUGGAGGUUUAUCAUCAUCAUCCAUAUGGAGAGAUGGGAGGUGUUGGGGGACACGUAACUAUGGGCAAUGGAGGAAGAGAAGCGAGGGUGUCUAGAUACAGAGAGAAGAGGAGAACACGGUUGUUCUCCAAGAAGAUACGAUACGAAGUUCGGAAGCUGAAUGCGGAGAAGAGACCCCGAAUGAAGGGCCGGUUCGUUAAGAGGACGUCAUUGAUGGGAGUAGCAGCUCCUUUUCCCUUCUGAAUUCUGUGUUCCGAUCGAGUUCUGACCACGCAGUGACUGUCAUCAAUCAUAUCCUAGGCUGCUCCUGGCUGCCUGUGUUUUUUUUUCUUUGCAACUGAUGAGGGAAAGAAAUCGUAAAUGAUGAGUUAAUUAGUUGGAUCAUGGA